This is a messenger RNA of Brassica rapa (field mustard), 3844 nucleotides long. Its product is annotated as neurofilament heavy polypeptide. Lineage: Eukaryota; Viridiplantae; Streptophyta; Magnoliopsida; Brassicales; Brassicaceae. Gene Ontology annotation, biological process: mitotic sister chromatid cohesion; DNA repair. Gene Ontology annotation, cellular component: nucleus; chromatin. The record is from RefSeq and is a predicted model, not a curated record.
GCGUCGCGUCUGAGAAGAUUUUCUUACUUCUUUUUGGUUUUCUGUUAAACUGUUAAGAUUUGAGAGAGAGAGAAAAAAAAACAAAACAAUUUUUUUUUUAAAAAAGAGAGGAGAAAACCCUAAGCGUGUUGUUCAGUGACACUGGUGUGGAUUUUCUCGCCCUUUCUGGAAUCGAAGGAGGAGCUAAGAUACUAUUCGUGCUGGGAAUCGAAUCGAAUCUAGGGUUCAUAGAGAUCUAAUCGAACGAGAGAGAAGAAGAGAAGGAGAAGGAGCCAUGUCGGAUUCUGAUAAAGAGCUCGAGAAUCAGAUUCUCGAAGCAGGAGAACAGCUUACUGAUCCACCUUCUUCGCUCGAUGAGCUUCUGCUUCUCCUCGACAAACUCUUCGUCUGGCUUAUAGAUGUUGACCAGUCACCUCACGAGUCGAUGCAAACCGCACUCUCUCCCCUGAUGAAAGCAUUAGUCGCUGGAAAACUCUUCAAGCAUUCAGAUGACGAUGUGAGAGUUGCAGUCGCUGCCUGCAUCAGUGAGAUUACAAGAAUAACUGCUCCUGAAGCUCCUUAUGAUGAUGAUCAGAUGAAGGAAGUGUUUAAGUUAAUCGUAUCUUCGUUUGAGAAUUUGCCUGACUGUUUUAGUCGCUCCUAUUCCAAAAGGAUCUCAAUCCUUGAAACUGUGGCCAAGGUCAGAUCUUGCGUUGUGAUGCUGGAUCUUGAAUGUGAUGCACUUCUUAUUGAGAUGUUCCAGAUUUUCCUCAAGGCUAUAAGGGACUUUCAUCCAGAGAACGUACUUUCAUCUAUGGAGAAGAUUAUGACACUUGUUUUAGAGGAAAGCGAGGAUAUACCUCCAAAGAUGCUUUCACCCAUUCUACAUUAUGUUAGAGAGGAUGAUGAGGUUCCCCAAGUAGCACGGGGGUUGGCAGAGCGAGUUCUCAGUACCUCUGCUAGCAAGCUCAAAAAGUAUCUGACUGAAGCAGUGAAAUUGUCGGGUGUCUCUUUAGAUAAGUAUAGUAAGAUAGUGGCUUCGAUAUGUGAAGGGACAUUCAGUGCUUUGCAGCACGACCAACUUGUUGAGAAUGAAAAAGAGGAUAGUCAAGGUCAUUUAGAAAAGGAAGCAGAAGUAGAGGAUAAACAGGAAGUAAUUGCUACACCCGAGCGAACUGAUGCACCUAAGGAUGAAUCUGGUAAGUCAGGAGUCAGCAACGGCGUUGCGCAACAGAAUGAUUCUUCUGUUGAUACUGAGUCUACAAAGAAGCAAGAUGAUACGAAUGCUAAAGACGAUAAUCCUUGCAACACUGACUUGGAUAAUACUUCUGAAGAGAAGCCUGAUGUUGAACAUCAACCUCAGGAAAAAGAUCCCAGUUCUGCCAUACAGGUGGAAUCAUCAAAAACUUCAGAUAUCAAGGAAGAGGCUGAACCUGGAGCACUCCUGGAGAGCAAGGAUGUGUUAAGUUCGCCUCCUGGUGAUUCAUCUGUUAAAGAAGCCAUUUCUUCUGAAAAUGAUAAGGAAACAAAUGUGCAGGCUUUGCCAUCUAAGACAUCAGCUGAUGAAACUGCCGAUGUUAGUUCUCCAUCUAGGGGUGAAGAUCUUGUUGAGGAAAACCGGCCUAAGGAGACUGAAAAUGAUAAGGAAACAAGUGUGCAGGCUUUGCCAUCUAAGACAUCAGCUGAUGAAACUGCCAAUGUUAGUUCUCCAUCUAGGGCUGAAGAUCUUGUUGAGGAAAGCCGGCCUAAGAAGACUGAAAAUGAUAAGGAAACAAGUGUGCAGGCUUUGCCAUCUAAGACAUCAGCUGAUGAAUCUGCCGAUGUUAGUUCUCCAUCUAGGGCUGAAGAUCUUGUUGAGGAAAACCGGCCUAAGAAGACUGAAAAUGAUAAGGAAACAAGUGUGCAGGCUUUGCCAUCUAAGACAUCAGCUGAUGAAACUACCAAUGUUAGUUCUCCAUCUAGGGCUGAAGAUCUUGUAGAGGAAAGCCGGCCUAAGAAGACUGAAGAUGAUAAGGAAACAAGUGUGCAGGCUUUGCCAUCUAAGACAUCAGCCGAUGAAACUGCCAAUGUUAGUUCUCCAUCUAGGGCUGAAGAUCUUGUUGAGGAAAGCCGGCCUAAGAAAACUGAAAAUGACAAGGAAACAAGUGUGCAGGCUUUGCCAUCUAAGACAUCAGCUGAUGAAACUGCCAAUGUUAGUUCUCCAUCUAGGGCUGAAGAUCUUGUAGAGGAAAGCCGGCCUAAGAAGACUGCAAACCAGAAGAAAAAGAAGAGCUUGACGAAGGAGGCCAAACCAUCAGCUGUUAGUGCUACUGAAGAAGCUUCCGAAGAACCAAACACUUCUGAAGUUAAAGUUACCAAAAAUUCUAGAAAGAAGGUUGCUUUUUCAAGUAAAACCAAGUCUACUGUUCCCCCGAAGAAAAGCACCUCUGAGACAAAAGCUGCAAAGCAGUCAGAGAAAAAGGUAGUUGAGAGUGAAAAUGUACAAGAAUCCUCAAAGCCAAAAGAGGAAAAGAAAAAGCCAGGACGUGGGAAAGCCAUGGAUGAGGACUCAUUAGAUACUUCUUCAGGUGAUAGCGAAAAACCAGCUGUUUCCUCUGGAAAGUCAGCCUCGAAGUCAAAGAAAGAAGUGAAGCAACCAAUAGAAGGAAGUCCUAACACAAACACAAAGAGAAAGCGAAGUCUAGGCAAAGAGAAAGCAUCUGAUCUCCAAAGCCACGGUGAAGAUUUAGUUGGGUCGAGGGUCAGAGUCUGGUGGCCUAUAGAUAAAGCGUAUUAUAAAGGUGUGGUCAAUUCAUAUGAUUCUGCUAAGAAGAAGCACCUGGUUAUCUAUGAUGAUGGAGAUCAAGAAAUCUUGAAUCUUAAGACACAGAAGUGGCAUUUUCUGGAUGAAUCAGAAACAGAGGGUGAAGAAGCUGCUGAUCAGACGGGUCACGAGAAAGAAGCCUCCACAGAGCCCCAGAGAAAGAAAGCUAAGACUGUCAAGCAAUCAAAGAUGGAAUCGUCAGGGAAAAAGGGUGGUGGAGCUGGUUCCAGCAAGUCUAAAGCUGCUCCUGCUUCCAAGCCCGGUAAGAAGUCAAAGGAUGAGAAAACAGAGAGCAAACCAAAGGAUCCGAAAGAAGCUAGUAGAGAAGAAGAAGAGGAUAGCUCUGAAGAGUUGAGCGAGGAAGAGGAAACCCCCAAAACCGUUGGUAAAUUAGGAACCAGCAAGUCGAAGAAAGAGAUAUCGAAAUCUGGCACAUCCAAAGGUUCGUCCAAGAAGACUACAACUACUCCAAAAUCCAAGCCAGGAGGACCUUCGAAAUCUUCAUCAGCAAAGGGCAAAGCAGCGAAAGGCAAAGCAAACUCUACACCUGCCUCCAAGGGCGAGGAGAGCGACGCAGAGUCAGAAUCUGAAGAGACACCAAAGGCGCCAGAACCAGCAACAAAAGGGAAACCAGUGGGUUCAGGCAAGUCGCAGGCGAAGUCCGGUAAGAAGAGGAAGCGAUGAGUCUGGCCUCAGGAAAGACUUUCUCCUUAUGUAAUUCAAGGUGGAAAGCUAAGCACAAUGGCGGUGGUGUUGGUGGUUGUGGAUCGAUCGGUCUUAACGUCGUCUGGGAAUUACAACUUACAAGUGUUGUCUUUGUUUUUAAGACAAGAAGCGUAGUAGUAGUAGUAGUGAGUGGUUUUUUUUUUUUUUUGCACUUUUAGGUUCGAUUUUCAGCGGAUUUUUCUUUAGUCGCCCAAAUAAUUUAAUCUUUGUGAAUUUAGAGAGUUGUAGAGGCCUCAAAGACAAAUUUGCCGAAUGUAUUUUACUCAAUUUUAAAAGGAUUUGUUCUAAGUUGACUAAAGACUUGAGAAAAUUAUAUUACGUAUAUUUAAUGGUUUA